AUGUUUCACAGCGAUCCCUUGGCCGACUACCUGCUCCGCAACCGGGCCGAGAUCCCGCUCUCAGCGUGGAGCGACGACCCGUACGAGGGCCUCAGCGCCUGCACUUCGGGAGGGCACGCCCGCGACCCACGCUCGCCGGUGUUGCUCGUCGUGGGUGGUUUCGACCCGGAAGCACCAGGUGACACCGCCGUCGGCACCAAGAUUCUUCGGUACCACAUUGAAAAGAAUGUCUGGGAAAAGCUAGAAAGUUUCCCGAUGCCCCGGCAUCACCACUGUGCAGUGCUGCAUAGAGACAAAUUGUACAUCACAGGUUUCAACUGGCAGGAGGCUACGACAACUACCAGACCGCAUCGUUCGAACCUGGAGCCGACCUGCAUGUGCUUCUCGUACGAUCUCACGAAGAAGCAAUGGCAGCCGCUACCCAACAUGGCGCGCAGCAGGGCGUACCACGCCGCCGCCUGCUUCGAUGGCACGCUCUUCGUAGUCGGGGGCAGGAGCUCAAAUGGAGAGAUCCUGUCGUCGGUGGAGGCAUUGUGCCUGGAGGAGCGGCGCCAGUGGCAGGAGCUGCCGUGCCGCCUGUGCAGGCCUCGCAUGGCCGCAGGCAGCACGCAGAUGGACGGCCGCCUCUGGCUCGCCGGCGGGCUCACCGACUCCCGAGCAGGCCUCGUAGUCAUCUCGGACGUCGACUGCUUCGACUUGAGCAGCUGCGAGUUCUACUUCCACGUGAGCUUUCUUCCGACUCCCCGAUGCUUCUUCUCGCUGGUGGCGGUGGACAACAAGUUGUUCGCGCUGGGCGGCUGCUCGGUGAGGGACAACGAGCUGGACAGCCUGGGCGACGUGUGGUCGUGCCUGGACCACUGCUGGGAGCGGAGAGGCACCUUCGACCAGGGAUACCACGACGUGGGCACCGUCGCCUACGGCGACAGCGUCUACAUGGUGGGCGGCCUGUCGUCGGACACCAAGUCGGGCAUCCGUGCCGUGUCCUGCUACCGCACCGCGCUCAACGCCUUCACGCCCAGCCUGGCGCCCCUGCCCCGGGCGCUGUGCGGAGCCGCCGUGGUCGUGCUGCCUCCGAUGGAUCUCGGAGUGGCUGACUCCACCGGCGGGGACUGCAAGCGUUGGACGGCCAACUGUCGGGCCGGCGGCGGAGGGGGCUCCGACGUCGAGAGCGAGCCCUUCCCCAACAUGGACAGAUGCACACGGGUAGCACCUGUGACGGACUCCGGGCGCAGCUCGUCGGCUGGUUCUGCGCCUCCACGCCGUGCACAGGCCGGACCACAGCCCAAUCAAGGGGACCCCUGGCUCACGUGGCGCCGUUCGAGCACAGAACGCCAGUCGUCGAUCUUCAGCGAGCCCACUGCCGCCGCCAUCGCCGCUGCAGCCGCAGCGCCAACUGAAAGAGCACAGCAAGCCCGUCAGCAGUCGCCGCCGCGCUGCGCCCAUUCCGAGUACAGGAGACUCGAGGCCAGCAAGUAGGCUCCCGAACAUGGUUCCUCGUUCCACGCUAUAUAGUGCGUCGUUGAAGGACAUUCUUCUUUACUUUUUUCUUUUUUUUUUAUGUGAGCCCUUCUGUGACUGCUCAGGAGUGAGCACC
Dermacentor silvarum is the source of this 1594-nucleotide messenger RNA. RefSeq names its product beta-scruin-like. Gene Ontology annotation, molecular function: protein binding. Lineage: Eukaryota; Metazoa; Arthropoda; Arachnida; Ixodida; Ixodidae. The record is from RefSeq and is a predicted model, not a curated record. The coding region runs from base 1 to 1476 and encodes 491 amino acids. The transcript has 7 exons.